Messenger RNA from Closterium sp. NIES-65, 522 nucleotides. The record is from the annotation of a GenBank genome assembly. NCBI's taxonomy places the organism in Eukaryota, Viridiplantae, Streptophyta, Zygnematophyceae, Desmidiales, Closteriaceae.
AUGCUACGUAGCUCUUUCUCCGGGGAGAUUAAAGUGGAGGGGGGCGGGCCAUGGGGGCCGGCGGAAAGGGCGGGGGGAGGGGCGGAAGGGGAGGCGGAGGGUGGGGCUGAGGGGAGCAGCCGCGGGCGAGGGAUUGCAGAUGCUGCUGCGGUGCUGCGGAGCAUAUGGGCGGAGGAGGAUAUGGAGGGGGUGGAGAUUGAGGGGAUAGAGUGGGCGGGCGCACGGGGGGGCGCAGGGGGGGAAGCGGGUGGCGGGGGAGGCGGGGGGGUAGGAUGGGAAGGUUUCAGCAGCGCGCGCGCCAACGUGUGCGUCUACUCGGGCAGGUGGCAGUACGAGGCAACUCUAGGCUCCUCCGGCAUUCAGCAGAUUGGCUGGGCGACAUUGGCGUGCCCGUUCAUGGCAGAGGAGGGCGUGGGGGACGCGCCCGACUCAUAUGCUUUUGAUGGGAAGAGGGUGCGGAAGUGGAGUGGGUGGUCGGCUCAGUAUGGCCAGCCGUGGGCGGCGCAUGAUGUGAUUGGGUGA